GAAAUCAAGGAAGUAGAAGCGAAUAUAAGAAAGUCUUGAACAAAUUCUACAAGUAAUAUCUAACUAUUUGUUUUGGUAAUCUAUUUUUAUAUCAAUAUUUAUUCAUUGCAUAGUGCACAUGCUAUUACAUUUUUUAAUUGGUUGUCCUUUUAAAAUGUGACGAUUAUUAAGAUUCCUUAAGCGAAAGAUACAAGUGUUUGUAUAUAACUAUAGUAUAUAUAAAUCCCCCUCUCAUUCCUUUCACUUUUAAAGAAAUGAAUCGACAACUGGAUUCAGUUUGUCUGCGUAUUUCGCGGUGUGACAAAGUGAAUGAAAAGAUUGGGAAAUAUUCCACAUGUCUAUCUGAAUAUAAUAAAUUCGAGAUAAAUAAAGAAGAUGGGCGGAAGUAAUUGCAAAAGUUUUUCUCCACGAUCGGUAAUCAGAAGUAAAUCAUCUUCGAGUUCAGGUAAAUCGGAGAACAAUGACUACAUUGAAGGCGUGGUGUGCAACGAGGAUGAUAUCAAGGAAAAUGAAAUGAAAACAUUGCCACUUGGAGAGGAUGGUGGAAAAAUUUUACUCAUUAAACAAAAAGGAGAACUUCAUGCAAUCGGUACAAAAUGCACACAUUAUGGAGCAUUAUUGCACACUGGAGCUCUAGGAGAAGGUAGAGUAAGAUGUCCAUGGCACGGGGCUUGUUUUAAUAUUAAAACAGGAGACAUUGAAGAUUAUCCUGGACUUGAUUCCCUACCUUGCUAUCAGGUGAGCGUGAAUGACAAUGGAAAUGUGCGAGUACGAGCAAAGCGCAAAGACCUGGAGGUUAAUCGACGUACAAAGGAAAUAUGCCCCUUUAAUAUCGAUAAUUCGAAUACUGCCCUCAUAAUUGGUGGAGGACCAGCUGGUGCAACUUGCGCUGAAACUUUACGUCAAGAAGGUUUCACCGGACGAAUCAUUAUGAUUUGUAAAGAAAAUUCCUUGCCAUACGAUCGUAUUAAAGUCUCGAAAAUUAUGGAUUUGAAUGUGGAUAACAUUCUCUUGAGACCGCAAAUGUUCUACGAUGAAUACAAAAUCGAAACACGUCUCGGUCUCGCAGCAACAGCCCUAGACACAGAGCGGAAAAUGGUGAAACUGUGUCAAGGAGAGGAGAUAAAUUAUAAACAUUUAUUCAUCUCAACUGGUUGUCGGCCACGAGUACCAGAAACUCCAGGAAUUGAUUUGAAAAAUAUUUUCUACCUUCGAAAUUACACGGACGCAAAUAAUAUUCAUAAACAAUUGUCGCCUGAAAAGCAUGUCAUAAUUUUGGGAACAAGUUUCAUUGGAAUGGAGGCAGCUGCUUAUUGUAUUGGCAAAUGUGCCUCAGUUACUGUAAUUGGAAGGGAAUCUGUUCCUUUGGAACCAGUUUUUGGUGCUGAAAUCGGAGAAAGAGUUAAACGUGAAUUUGAAACAAAAGGAAUAAAGUUCAUUUUUAAAAAUAGUGUCGAGAAGUAUAUAGGCAAUGAUAAUGAUUGCAAAACAUUAAGUCAAAUUGAAAUGCAAGAUGGGAGCAUUUUGCCAGCGGACAUUGCGAUAAUAGGGAUUGGAUCAUUCUUUAAUACCGAGUGGCUCAAAGAAUCUUCGAUAAAAAUGUUGGAUAAUGGAACUCUAGAAGUUGAUAAGUACUUAAAGACAAACGUAGAAAAUGUUUACGCAGGAGGAGACAUUGCCUAUGCUCCAUUAAGUGUAUUUAAUACCUCAGCAGCAAUUGGUCACUACUCGUUAGCUCAUUAUCAUGGAAGAAUUGCUGCUUUCAAUAUUUGCAAUAAGGAAACCCCUCUGAAUUCUGUUCCUUUCUUUUGGACGACUCUAUUUGGCAAAGGUUAUCGAUACGCAGGCUAUGGACGUCCCGACAGUUACAAAGUGCACGGUUCCUUGGAGGACUUCAAGUUCUUCGCCUACUACUUCAAGGACGAUAAAGUAAUAGCAAUGAGUAGCGUUGGAAGAGAUCCAAUUGUUUCAGACUUUGCAAAUUUACUCUACGAGGGAAAGAUUUUAACAAAGGAAGAGGUUGAAAGUAAUCCAACAGGAUGGAUGAGAAAUCUCCCGAAGGAUAUGCUCCCGUCCCAAGAGCCAGAGAAAACGAAUAUUCCUCUUCCCGACACGAAGUCGAUCGGACCAAAUAUGGGGAAUCAAUAUCGACAAUAUCAUACUAUAGCUUUUGCACAGAAAUCUUGUCGUGCUACUCAACUCGUUUCUACAACAGCUACAAACUGCCUUUUAUUUAAAUACUCGAAACUUGUUAAAUAUUUUCGCUUUCUCCUGCCAUUGUAAUGUAAUUAAUAAUUAAUAAUUAAAAAUAUAAAAUUACACUUGAAAUAAAGCUAAUUUAACAUUAA
Molecule: messenger RNA, 2348 nt
Organism: Leptopilina heterotoma
Lineage: Eukaryota; Metazoa; Arthropoda; Insecta; Hymenoptera; Figitidae
Product: apoptosis-inducing factor 3-like
Exons: 9
Coding region: 376-2283 (635 amino acids)
Cellular component (GO): cytoplasm
Molecular function (GO): flavin adenine dinucleotide binding; 2 iron, 2 sulfur cluster binding; oxidoreductase activity, acting on NAD(P)H
Source: RefSeq, a predicted model, not a curated record